Messenger RNA from Microtus oregoni (creeping vole), 342 nucleotides. It is a transcript of the gene Exd3, whose product is annotated as exonuclease 3'-5' domain containing 3. The transcript is spliced from 5 exons. NCBI's taxonomy places the organism in Eukaryota, Metazoa, Chordata, Mammalia, Rodentia, Cricetidae. The coding region runs from base 1 to 342 and encodes 113 amino acids. The record is from RefSeq and is a predicted model, not a curated record.
AUGGCUCGGCUUGCGCUCCGGGAGGAAGCCCAGCAGGAGUUAGCUGCCCUGGAUGACCCUCCAGCCAGGCCGCUGGACAUGCUCUCCCUGGAGUGUUGCCAGGCAAUUGUGCUAGGCAAGAAGUUGAAGCCGCAGCCUGAGCUGGAUGCUGAAAAGAACAACAGCUGCCUUGUUCCUGCCUCUGCCCAGCUUGGGGAGCACGCACCCAGUCUGCUGCUCCAGAGGAAGCUGAACACUAUUAAGCACCAGGUAGCUGUCUUUCCAGAGCUCCAGAGGAAGCUGCUUGCCCUCAUAGAUUCCUGGUGCCAGCCUGGUUUCCACAUCUUGUAUAUUGCCAAGUAA